Cynoglossus semilaevis (tongue sole) is the source of this 2907-nucleotide messenger RNA. It is a transcript of the gene cldni, whose product is annotated as claudin i. The transcript is spliced from 3 exons. NCBI's taxonomy places the organism in Eukaryota, Metazoa, Chordata, Actinopteri, Pleuronectiformes, Cynoglossidae. Gene Ontology annotation, molecular function: structural molecule activity. The record is from RefSeq and is a predicted model, not a curated record. Gene Ontology annotation, cellular component: bicellular tight junction; membrane. Bases 1433 to 2065 code for a protein of 210 amino acids.
UAAAUGUUCUCACCAUGGUCCAUGGGAUUUUCCCCUGGUGUAGAAUGGAGAUUUAGUUAAUUGAAUAGAAAAACACAACAGGUGGACUUGUGAUGGAGGAAGGACCCGUCAAGAGUGUAGAGUGCACCAACCUUCGACUGACGCCAGGGUUAAGUAUGUAUUGGAUCGUAGUAUUGCAGUAGGACAAAAUCAAGACCCAGUUUUGCUGCUCACUGCUUGUGCUUCUACCUUUUUUUUAAAAAUGUCAUAUUUUUCUUUCUUUAUUCUUCAUUCCACCCACACAAGAUUGCCAGUUUUGAGUGCACUGAAUAAUCUUCACAGCAUUUCACUUCCAACUCUAUGUUUCACUGCGGACACAGUGUCUGUACGCCCAUCCCUACCUUCUACAAACAUAGGGAACGUCGUUAUGGCAAAAGAUUCCCAUCCUCAUGGUAUGUGUCUUCUGUCUCCAGGUCAUCAUUAGCAUUCUUCAGUCUGGUUUAGAAGUGUCUCUUUGGCAGAUGUUUUUCUUGGUCGGAAAUGUUGACUCUUGACUACAGACUGGUUUAAGUAUUUUUGCAAUGAUACAAUACAAUUUGGAGUUUUUUAACUCCAAAUUCUACCCUCACCUGGACACAUUUGUCCAUAGAAAUAUUCACCUCUUACUAGCUCUUUUAAGUGAGAUCUAAAUUUCUUCAAUUGAAGAUUACAGUUUCCCAUGUGCAUUUGUAUUACCAUAUAGGCAUGAGUCUGUACUGUAUAUAUACUGUGUGCUUUCACAACAUGUAUUGUGCUUUUUUUUUUAUUUCCCCUUGAGCCAUAGAACAUGUUUUGUAAUCUUGUACAAAACUCAAACCCACUCAGUCUGGAUCCUCCUCACCACAGUUUCGACACACAGGUGUAGGAGGCGGCUGGUGAAGACAGUAGAGGUAGAAGCCUGGAGGUGGUGUUUAUGUGUUUGAAGGAGAAGAAAGGUCGUGCCCUUCGAUGACUCAGAUUUCUUAUAUUUGGAAAGCUGUUGUGAAUCCAACCAAAAUGAUUCAUUCUGCAUCAUCACUUGCAUCAUUGUUCUCAUUGGAAUCAUAGCAACAUGUCUAUGAAUGACUUUCUGAUAGUUUGUGUACUCGAAAACUCGAUUACAUCCCUUUUUGUAUUCCGUUAAAAAACUGAGCGUCUCCAGGUGAAGUAAGCUGUAACAAAGGUGGAAAAAGAGAGGGAAACAUGCGUACAAGACAAGUCCAGUCUGGUACUCGGGUACACCCCCCUGAUGUUCUCCCCUAUCAGCUCUCAGCCCCACCCUUCACCUUACAUUCCUCUACAAAAACUCAUCAUACGAUAAUACACCUCAUAUAUUGGAGAGCAGCAUCCACAAAAACAAGCCUCACAGAGAAGAAAAAAAGAUACACAACUGAUUUGGUUCUUUGGUUUCACGUGAGCUUCAGAGGAGAAAAGAAUGGGAUCUGUUGGAGUCCAGAUUGUCUGUGUGGCCCUCGGGGUCCUUGGCCUGAUUGGGACCAUCGUCUGUCUUGCUGUCCCUCGCUGGAAGGUCACCUCUUUCACAGGGUCCAACAUUGUGACUGCACAGGUGAGUCAGGAGGGUCUGUGGAUGAGCUGCGUGGUGCAGAGUACCGGUCAGCAGCAGUGCAAGAACUACGAUUCUUUACUGGUGUUGCCCUCUGACCUGCAAGCAGCACGUGCCAUGACCAUCAUCAGCUGCAUGUUCAGCGGCAUCUGCCUCCUCAUCCUCUUCUGCGGUGCCGACUUCACCACUUGCGUGGAGAAUGAAGACGCGAAACCCAAGAUCAGCCUGGUGGCCGGCAUUGGCCUCAUGCUGGCCGGCAUCCUGGUCAUCAUCCCGGUCAGCUGGUCUGCCAACAACGUCGUGCGGGAUUUCAACAAUCCAUUAAUGGCUACUCAGAAGUGGGAGUUAGGGGCGUGUAUCUUUGUGGGCUGGGGGGCCGGGGCCCUGCUCAUUCUGGCUGGAGGACUGCUGUGCUGCUUCAGCAGGCCCAAGUCUGGCAGCUCUGGUGGAACGGCCAAGUACUACAGCAACAGUGCCUCCGCCCCCAACAAGAACUACGUGUAGUAGCUUUAAAAAAAAAAAAAAGGACUGGAGAUUCAAAGAAGGUUUGGGAGGGAGGUGUAGAUGGUUAAAGACUGGGAAGGAACAAAGAUGGUGGCGUUAGGGACCGUUUCAAAACUGUCUGUAAAUAAACUAAUAGGGAGCUCCAGUUUUCUUUGAUAAUCUUUCUCCUCAGCUGUUGUUUUUAUUCAUUGGUGCAGGGAUUUUUUUUCAUAAGCUCUAUGUCUGUAAAGGAAAAAUUCAUAUGCUAUAAGUCCAAGAUAAUCAGUAACAUAUUUUAUAUGUCCUUAUAUGGGUUUUUUUAGUGCACAUCACAGUUGGAAGCAUUUUACAGUAAAAAAUGUAUUUGUACUGUAGUAUUUUUAAACCCAUUUUAAACUCAUCAAAUAAUCAAAUAAUCAAAAUGAUAUAUACUGUUUGAGUCAACCAUUGUUUCUACUGUUUUACUCAUAUUAUUUUUAAACAAUAAACCGUUAGUAGAAGUUAAUGAACCAUAAUAGUCUUUAACCAAAGACACCUCAGUAGGUUUCAGGGAGUAAAUAUAUGUGUGUGCAUUUCCAGUAUGUUCUUGAAUUUUUUUAACAAAUGAUUAAAAGUUGGUCUGAAACGAGUUUGUUUCGUGUCUAUUUUUGUGUUAACUGAAAAUAAAAAAAUCCAAAUAGAGAUCAAACAUGUGUAAACAAAGAAGACCUUUAAUUCAAAUAAAGAGCAUAUAUUAAAAAUAGGAUUUGAAAAAAAAGGAUCUAACUGAAUAAACAAAUUUAAACUGAUAAAAAACACUUUUUGAUUUCUCUUCUCCUUUUGGGUCCCAGUAAGUCGGAACCAAUACUACAAAAAAAAAAAAA